AUGACAGAUGGGAAUAUCGAUAAUGAUAGCCGUGAUAGUCGUGUAGAUGAGUAUAGUGGCGUUGAAAGCGUACUUGAAGUACCACGCACGCUCAAGCAAUCAAUCAAAGCGUGGUGGAACUACACGGACGACGAUGGCUUGAAAUCACAGCACAGAAUGUUCUCUAAGCUGCCAUUUAAUAGGGUGAGCAAGGAUGACGCCGAUAAGCUCGAAGAACCUACGCGUGUGGCGUUCACUUCACUCGUAGAUAUCAGCCACCCGUCCUUCACAAAUCCCGUAAAGAUUAAUACGCUCGAAAUUGGUCAGUACCCAAAGCCCAGUGAUCAAGAUGAAGUUCCUAUUGUUUGUAGCCACGGAUACGCCGCAGCAACUUUCUUCUUCUUGAAUAAUCUACAAGCCUUAGGAUCCAUUCCUAAAACCAGAUUCUAUGGAAUGGAUGUCCUUGGAAUGGGAUUGAGUGAAAGGGUUAAAUUCCCAAACAUAUCUUCAUCACAACCCGUAGAAAAGCGGGUAGCGGCGGCCGAGGACUUUUUUACUGAUGCUUUAGAAGCCUGGAGAAAGGCUCAAGGUCUUAAUCGCAUGAUUCUGGUCGGUCAUAGUUUGGGUGGCUAUCUUAGCACAGUUUACGCGUUAAGAUACCCGCAACACGUAAGGAAACUGAUUCUCAUCUCGCCUAUUGGUUUCCCUAAUAAUCCCGAGAUCGCAACCCAGGAAUCUCUCAAUCAGGACCUUCAAGAGGCUCAAACUGAAACACGCUCGCAUGAAUUUUCUGAUGUGCCUGAAACACGUACGAGAAAGGCAAUGAAAGGACUAGUGAGGUACUUGUGGGAAGACAGAAACUUUAGUCCAUUUGAUAUUCUCCGGAAGAGCCUUUUUUUUGGACCAAUGCUUGUGAGCAGCUAUAGCCUGCGGAGGUUUAGUACGCUGUCAGAGGACUUGCAGAGAGAUCUGUAUCAUUACAUAUACGCUAUCAGUAUCAGAAAGGCGUCAUCAGAGUAUUCAAUCACGCAUUUACUAAGCUACGGUGCAUACGCGAGAUUACCGCUUAUUGAUAGAAUUGAACAUUUAGAUAAGAGGAUUCCGGUGACGUUCAUGCAUGGAUCAGUGGAUUGGGUGAGUGGAGGGCUAGAGGCGUUCAAUAAGAUGAAGGAGAUGGGAUUUCAAGUAAAAUAUGAGGAGACGCCAAAAGCAGGACAUCAUCUGUAUUUGGAUAAUCCAGAGGACUUUAACAGGUUCAUUGUGAAGGAUAUUGAGGGAUCGCUCUGA
Molecule: messenger RNA, 1266 nt
Organism: Wallemia ichthyophaga EXF-994
Lineage: Eukaryota; Fungi; Basidiomycota; Wallemiomycetes; Wallemiales; Wallemiaceae
Exons: 3
Coding region: 1-1266 (421 amino acids)
Biological process (GO): cardiolipin acyl-chain remodeling
Cellular component (GO): mitochondrial inner membrane
Molecular function (GO): A2-type glycerophospholipase activity
Source: RefSeq, a predicted model, not a curated record